Messenger RNA from Periconia digitata, 266 nucleotides. The record is from the annotation of a GenBank genome assembly. NCBI's taxonomy places the organism in Eukaryota, Fungi, Ascomycota, Dothideomycetes, Pleosporales, Periconiaceae.
CCUCAUGCCCAUCCCCUGAUCCCUCUACAUUUGCAAACAGCAAAACCAACAAGGUCAGGGGAAUGAAUGUCAGGAUGUGGGGGACGAUGAUGUACGGCGAGGGUGUAUCGUGGGCAACCACACCAAUUCCCCCUCUGCAACACCAGUACCACCCUCCAUCCUGUCCUCUCUCGCUAAAUUCCACCCCUUUAAGGCGCGCCUCCGAAACGUACAAUAUUAGCCGCCGACAUAGAUAUACAACGUGGUCGUUUGACCUACGCGACUAA